This is a messenger RNA of Micromonas pusilla CCMP1545, 615 nucleotides long. RefSeq lists its product as uncharacterized. The transcript has a single exon. Lineage: Eukaryota; Viridiplantae; Chlorophyta; Mamiellophyceae; Mamiellales; Mamiellaceae. Bases 1 to 615 code for a protein of 204 amino acids. The record is from RefSeq and is a predicted model, not a curated record.
AUGAGACGACGACGCGCGCGGAUGCGCGGGGGCGGCGGCGACGACGGCGACGCGCUCGUCGCGCUCGUCGCGUCCGCGCGGCGCGGCGCGUCGACGCGCGGGAGCGUCCUGCGCGAGGCGCUCUCGCGCGCGGAGGCGGCGUCGACGCGCCUUCGCGAGCGCGAGCGCGCGCUCGCGCGCGCUCGCGACGACGUCGCGGACGCGUCGCGCGCGCUCGACGUCGCGCGCGCGCCGCCGCCGGCGCCGCGCGAGGUCGUCGCCGACGUCGUCGUCGCCGACGUCGUCCUCGCCGAGGACGCGUUUCGCGCGCUCGAGCGCGGCGGCGACGCGCGGACGGAGGAGGCGCGACGCGCGAGGAUCGCGCGCGCGUGGGGCGAGCGAGGCGCCGCGAUCGUGCUCGCGGGCGACGGCGACGGCGACGGCGACGGCGCGGGCGACGGCGCGGACGCGGAUGCGGACGCAGCGCGCGGGACGCGCGCGCGCGCGCUCGUCGCGCUCGCGAAGGACGUCUUCGCGCAGGAGCGGAAGCUCGCGCGCGCGAGGGAGCGCGCGCGCGGCGUCGGCGCGGGCCCGUUCGACGUCGCGUGGCGCGAGACGGCGACGGCUGUUGACUAG